GUUCAGGGGUCACUGGUGAACAGCGCUGUGGAAGUAGACGGUUCUAAAAAUCAACUGUUUAUUUACAAUGUUUAUCUUUAUCUUUACCGAUUUGCUCAUGAGCUGCAUUAAAAACUGUUUGCCCAGUUAAUAAAUCUGUAUACGUGUUCGCUAUUCUCUCUUUUUACGUCUAGAAUUUAAACCUGACCAACGGCAAACUGAUAAGUUGUUAGCCAUUAAGACUUCUUUUAGUUUUCUGAUUAGGUGUUACAAAGAGAAGAGUUUCAACUGCUGGUAAAAACAUACAGUAUAUACUCCCAAAAUGCAGGAAUUAAUCGCGAAUGUCGAUCAUAUCAAGUUUGAUCUAGAAAUUGCUGUAGAACAACAGUUAGGCGCUCAACCACUGCCAUUUCCAGGAAUGGAUAAAUCUGGUGCAGCUGUAUGCGAGUUCUUCAUGAGAGCUGCCUGUAUGAAAGGUGGAAUGUGUCCUUUCAGACACAUCAGUGGAGAAAAGACUGUGGUGUGCAAGCACUGGCUUCGAGGUUUAUGCAAGAAAGGAGACCAAUGUGAAUUUUUACACGAGUAUGAUAUGACAAAGAUGCCUGAAUGUUAUUUCUACUCUAAAUUUGGGGAGUGCAGUAAUAAAGAGUGUCCAUUUCUGCAUAUCGACCCAGAAUCUAAGAUUAAAGAUUGCCCAUGGUAUGAUAGGGGAUUUUGUAAGCAUGGUCCGGAUUGCAGGCACAGACACACACGAAGAGUCAUCUGUGUAAAUUACCUUGUUGGCUUCUGUCCGGAGGGCAAAUCAUGCAAAUUUAUGCAUCCAAGAUUUGAACUCCCUAUGGGUGCGACUGAACAGCCACCAUUACCACAACAGGCACAGUCACAGCAAAAGCAGCAAAACACGCAGCCCACAAACAGGUCAUCACAGUCGCUCAUCCAGUUAACCAACACCAAUGUUAACAGCAACCAGAGAAUGCCAAAUGCUGUUGGGAUUGUGCACUCUAACAACAACAUGGGUGGACCUCGCGGUCCUCGUCCACUGGAUCAAGUUACGUGUUACAAGUGCGGUGAGAAGGGCCAUUACGCAAACAAAUGCACAAAAGGACACCUGGCGUUUUUGAGUGGACAGUAAAGUUUUCUACAAAAAGGAUGUCCAAUAAAUGUGACUAUAACUUGCAACGUGAGACAUUUCAUUCCUGGUACAGUCAAGGAAUAGCUUACCCAAAAUGAAAAAUUGCUUAAAAUGUACUCACCCUCAGGCUAUUCAACAUAUAAGUAAGUUUGUUUGUUCAUCAGAACAGAUUUGUAGAAAUUUAGCAUUACAUCACUUGCUCACCAAUGGAUUCUUUGCAGUGAAUGGGUGCCGUCAGAAUGAACAGCUGAUAAAAACACCACAGUAGUCCAUCAAUUAAUGAAUUAAUGAAGUGAAAACCACAUGCUUUCUAAAAAACAAAUCCAUCACAAAGGCAUUUCUAUAAUCCACCACCAUAUUUGUUUAUAUCAGUUUUGGACUGUUGGAGUCAUGUGGAUUGCAACUGUUUGGACUCUCCUUCUGACAGCACCCAUUUACUGCAAAAGUUCCAUUGGUGACAAAUGAUUGUAAUGUUACAUUUUAGAAGAAGGAGAAACAAACUCAUUUACAUCUUUGAUGGCCUGAGGGGUGGGUACAUUUAAAUUAUUGGGUGAACCAUGUUUUUAAUGCUUCCCUGCAAAGGCUAUAGUUGAGGGACAUACAUGUGGCUCUACCUCACUGUCCAUGUGCCAAGUGCGUCUCAGUAUACAAUGAAAAUGAAGAAUGAUCAGCAACCACCGUUUUCAUAUAGACUUUUGUUUUACUUUCACAUGAAACCUUACAGUCUUUUGGAUUUGAGCAAAAAGCAUCUUGCUUAAACUUUACAGCAAUGCUGGAGUUAGAGGAAAAUAUUACAUCUAUGUUUUUAGAGAGAAUGUUGUCCUUUAGCAACAUUAGAAAAGACAUCACUUUGUGGUCUAUCAAGACUCUUGUGUACAUUACAUAAAACUGAUUGUUGAGUUGUUCUUACUACAAUAAAGAUUACUGGAUUUAUGAAAUCAU
Messenger RNA from Labeo rohita (rohu), 2053 nucleotides. It is a transcript of the gene cpsf4, whose product is annotated as cleavage and polyadenylation specific factor 4. Gene Ontology annotation, molecular function: zinc ion binding; RNA binding. The coding region runs from base 302 to 1111 and encodes 269 amino acids. The transcript has 8 exons. NCBI's taxonomy places the organism in Eukaryota, Metazoa, Chordata, Actinopteri, Cypriniformes, Cyprinidae. The record is from RefSeq and is a predicted model, not a curated record.